AUGGAGGCUUAUUUCCAGUGGAAGCGAAUUGACCGAGAAGUUGCCCGCCAGCUGGCACAAGGUGAAAAACAAUGCAGCUGCAAUGGUGAACACGGCUCGAGCUGCCAGGUUGCUCUGCAUCCACCCCCUAUCGCCAAAGACUCCAGCGACGAUUCGAUCAUCUUGGUGCAUUGGACCCCCCUCGAUGCCCAUUUGAACCCUGCCAACUAUAGCACUACCAGGAAAGUGGUUCUGACUGCCUUUGUCUCCUUAAUUGGGGUCUGUGUUACCGCAGCGUCCGCCAUCGACGCCUGUGGUUUACCUCAAUAUACAGCCGAGUUCCAGGUGCGGGAAGUGGUGGGAUCUCUGACCACAGGUCUGUUCAUGAUCGGUCUAUCGUUUGGGUCCUUGCUCUCCGGGCCCUUCUCGGAGACCUUCGGACGCAAUAUUGUCUAUAUUAUGACCAUGUUCCUAUAUCUCCUCUUUAUCAUGGCAGCUGCACUAGCCCCCAACCCGGCAAGCCACCUUGUAUUUCGGUUUCUCGCAGGCGUUUUUGGUUCCACGCCACUGACCUGCUCCGGUGGGACAGUGGCGGACCUCUGGAACCCGGUUGAGAAAGGAUACUCUUUCUUCAUUUACUCUAUUCCCAGUUUUGGUGGACCGGUCAUCGGACAGUUGAUUGGUAGUUUCAUUCCCCCAGCCCUCGGAUGGCGAUGGUUGGAAUGGAUCAUGCUUAUCAUGGGAGGGGUGGUACUUGUGGUAGUAAUCCUAUUCCAGCCCGAGACAUACGGAGACCUUCUUCUCUACCGGAAAGCCAAGGCCUUGCGCAAACGAACAGGGGAUAUGCGGUAUCGAGCGCCGAUGGAAGUGAACAAGCUGCCGCUCCAGAAACGUUUAAUCAUUGCUGUCUCACGGCCAUUCUUGUGGAGUUACACAGAACCGAUCGUGCUUCUCAUGGCCCUUUACCUGACCAUUGUAUACAUUAUCCUAUUCACGUUCCUGGAAGGAUACAAGUUCAUCUUCGGAGAGACAUACGGUCUGUCGCAGGGUCUCACUAGUAUCACCUGGGCCGGUAUGUUUGUCGGCAUGGUUCUGACGUGCCUGAUUGUUCCUACUGUCUAUACCUGGACCCGCAAGGAAUACGAACACACGAACCGGAUCCUCCCUGAGACGCGUCUGUGGUAUGCGAUGCUUGGGGGCGCCCUGGCUGUCCCGGUGGGUCUGUUCUGGAUGGGAUGGACCAGCUAUUCCUCAAUCAGCGUCUGGUCUCCGCUGGUGGCGUCCGCUUUUGUUGGCUUCGGGAUGACCACCAUCUUCACCAGUGCCUACCUAUAUGUCAUCGACUCCUAUGGCGUUUAUUCAGCCUCCGCUUUGAGCUUCAUGGCAUUCAUUCGAUAUCUGGUGUCUGGGGGGGUUAUGAUUGCUGGCAGUACUAUCUAUGAGCGAUACGGGGUGCAUUACACUCUGACCGUCCUCGGCGCCAUCAGUGCUGCAAUGGCCUCUAUUCCAUAUUUGUUCUAUUUUUACGGGGCGCGCAUUCGUCGGUUCAGUAAACAUGCCGUUAUCAAAGAAUAA
Messenger RNA from Aspergillus bombycis, 1554 nucleotides. Its product is annotated as MFS transporter. NCBI's taxonomy places the organism in Eukaryota, Fungi, Ascomycota, Eurotiomycetes, Eurotiales, Aspergillaceae. Gene Ontology annotation, molecular function: transmembrane transporter activity. Gene Ontology annotation, biological process: transmembrane transport. The transcript has 4 exons. The record is from RefSeq and is a predicted model, not a curated record. The coding region runs from base 1 to 1554 and encodes 517 amino acids.